This is a messenger RNA of Funneliformis geosporum, 204 nucleotides long. Lineage: Eukaryota; Fungi; Glomeromycota; Glomeromycetes; Glomerales; Glomeraceae. The record is from the annotation of a GenBank genome assembly.
GAUAUAGCGAAACUUGAACAAGAUAAAGCAAGCCUUGCUGAACAGGCAGAAGAAGAAAGACAAGAAAUUUUAGAAGAACUCCAAAAUGCACACGAAAAGAAUGGUAUAUUGUUCAUAAAAUUGCAGAAACUAGAAGACUUCAUCAAUGAAUUAAUUCUUAGUCAAGGCCAUGUAAAUGUGCAAAUUUGCGAGCAUAACCGAUGA